AUUACCGGUUAGUAAUUGCCGAAUGCUUGUGAGUGAUCAGUCUGUGAACUGCAUAGGGUCUCCAAGCUAAAAAGAAAAGAAAAUUCUUAUUUUCAGAACUAAAGACUUAAACCUAACACCAAAAAGGGCACACUAAAAUUAUGGAUCACAAACAUCAUGAAAACAUGUCAAUGGAUAUGGUAAGAACUUUCAUCUUUUAAAAUAUAUUUUACUUAACUAAGCUUCUAUGAUCCGUUAAAAUAUAAAAAUAGACUUCAUAAAUUACCCUUAUGCGUGGGAUGACUACUAAAAAAGCGUAUGACAUUGAGAAAGUUACUGAAAGUUAUGUCAUAAAUAGAUGGAUUUUCUAUACGUGUACGAGAAUCGAUGCUUAAGAAUUAGUAAAUAAUUGAGUAGAACAGAACAUUGUUUGUGAGUUGCAAGUGGGAGGGAAAAUUGAAGAAUAGUAUACAUUUCCGGUUCAAAGUUUUAUAUUUCCAUCUUUAUUCUAUUAUCAUUCUAUUUCAGAUAAAUUCCAAUUAUUUAGUCUUAGCUGCCUUUCAAUAAGUUUAACAGCUAGAUAAAUAUGAUAAUACUUACGUAACAAACAUAUUUUACAUUAUUUAUAGAUUUAAUACGUCGAUUAACCUAUAUAUGUAAAAUUAAGUUAGCUUCUCUUUUAGACAACAAGACCAAUGGAUCAUUCAAAGCAUGUAGUAGAACACGGAAUGAAGAUGUACUUUCAUGCGUCUACUAAAGCCGUUAUUUUAUUCGAAAAAUGGAACAUAGAUUCAUGGCAAGGGAUGCUGGGUUCUUGUGCUGUUAUAUUUAUUAUUGCAGCCUUAUAUGAAGGCUUGAAAGUUUUUAGAGAAAUGCUGCUACGUCGGUCAUCCGUAUCUGUUAGGUAUAAUACAAUGCCUGUUCCCUCUCAAGGCAACGGCGCUAACGAAACUUGCACUAUGCUAAGCGAAACUCAUAAAACUGUUGGGUUUGUCUAAUCUUUUCUAGCUUCUGCAUACUAAACAUUUCCUCAUUCAAACAUUAUAGCUUCAUUUCUAUAUUAAAUAGUUAUAUUUAAGUUUCAAUGUGCUAAUAGGCUUUAAUCAAGAUAGAUUUAAUGAGUCAAAUCUAGAACACAUUAUUUCCUUUUUAAUCAAAUACUGUAUAUAACUGUUAACAUACUUACUCUCUUAAAAAGUCUCGAUUGUAUUUGUUUAUGGUACGAAAUUACUAUAAUGUAUCAUUAUAUUAUAAGUUAACAAAUUAUUUACUUAAACUUGUUAAGUAAAUUACUAAAUAAGCCUACAUAUCCCUUACGAAGAUAAAGUCUAGGAAUAAAAUACGUCGACAUACUGAAGGAGGCUUCUGGUCAAAAACACUCGCGAUAUGCAUCUACUAAUCAAUAUGCUUUACAGAAAUAGGCCAAACUACACUAAUUUACUUAGAAACUUAGUUAUAUUUAUUUUUACGUUUUUUUAAAUAUGUUAAAAAUAUAUCUUUUUCAAAUAGUAUGAAGAUGAUUAGUCUACCACAUUUCAUUCAAUCACUGCUACAUAUCCUUCAAGUUGUUGUUAGCUACUUUUUGAUGCUUAUUUUCAUGACAUACAAUAUAUGGCUAUGCUUGGCUGUUGGGCUUGGAGCAGGUGCGGGGUAUUUUCUUUUCUCGUGGAAAAGAUCUAUCGUGGUGGAUGUGAAUGAACAUUGUCAUUAGCAUACCAAUAAUUUCCUUAAACAUGUCGGAAAAUGUGUUGCAUUUAUGAACACAAAAAUAAUAUUAAUAACAACGUAUAACAAAUAUCUAAAUUUUUAUAGAGGAAACGUUUGAACAAGUACCUUUUGCAGCACAUAAUUGUUGUUAGGGUAAAUUGAUUUAUAUAUAUAUAUAUAUAUAUAUAUAUACA
Messenger RNA from Dimorphilus gyrociliatus, 1880 nucleotides. NCBI's taxonomy places the organism in Eukaryota, Metazoa, Annelida, Polychaeta, Dinophilidae. The record is from the annotation of a GenBank genome assembly.